Molecule: messenger RNA, 504 nt
Organism: Striga hermonthica
Lineage: Eukaryota; Viridiplantae; Streptophyta; Magnoliopsida; Lamiales; Orobanchaceae
Source: the annotation of a GenBank genome assembly
AUGGCUUGCCUCACAAUCUCCGUGGAUCCGUCCGGAGGAGGCAACACCACUACUAUUCAAGCAGCUAUCGACAAGGUGCCCGAGUACAACCAGAAUUGGGUUUGCAUUCGCAUCAAAGAAGGCGUCUAUAGAGAACAAGUUUUGAUCCCGUAUAACAAGCCAUUCAUAUACCUCCAAGGAGCGGGGAAGCGGAAGACGAGUGUGGUGUGGGACGCGCACGAUGCAACCGACACGAGCGCCACUUUUAAUUCUGUGCCGGACAACAUCAUAGCCAGGAGCAUGACAUUCAUUAAUUCAUAUAACUACCCGCUGAAGGGGUCGAGAAACCCACUGGCGGUGGCGGUGGCGGCCAGGAUAGGCGGAGACAAGUCGGCCUUCUACCGGUGUGGAUUUGUGGGGCUGCAAGACACGCUGUGGGACGUUCAAGGCCGGCAUUAUUUCGAGCAGUGCACAAUCCAAGGAGGUAUUGAUUUCAUCUUUGGUUCCGGCCAAUCUAUUUAUCAG